CUUUGUCAAUAUUUUGAUUUUUGAUUUGUUUUUCAUUUUCCUCUCAUCCUAAAAAGUUCAAAAACACGAAAAUGCUCCCAGUUUAAUAAUAAUUUGCUAUAGAUAUUGUUAUUGAGGUCUAAAUGGCUGCUUUUUUAAGUGACAUUCAUUUUUGGACCACCCAAGAAGACGUACUAAUAAAGGACACAGACUAUGGCUCCUUCAAAUACUAUCACAAAAAAGAAUCUAACCUGACCCAGACAGCCCAAGCAAAGAAAGUAUUCUGUGAACAAGUUGGAAUCACUUAUACCCCAGUUAAUAAGAGGCCGGACCGGCUAAGAGACAGGCUUAAAGAACUAGAAGAACAUUUAAUUCACAAUAAAAUAGUCUACUAUUGCUGGGAUGAAAGCAAUUUGAAAAUUUUACUCUCAACAGGGCUUAUUGUAUGUUUAACUAUUAACCAGAAAACUGGGGAUCUAGUAAAUAUUACUUUCGAUAAGCAGCUCUUUUUGAAGUUGCAAGUUAAUAUUAUAUGUGAUGGCGCAAUAUUUGGUUCUCAAGUUAUAUGUGUUUGCAAUGAUGGCCACAUAUUAGGUUUCGGAGGGCCAUGGAAAGAAGGUUGGAUAUUAGACGGAGGCCCAAGAAGGAAAUUGCACUACUACAAUGAUUGGUUGGUGGUUUAUGGAAAAACUGAGGUGGAACACCCUCAGCCUUGGAGUCCCUUGACCAAGGAUCAUCAAAGGGCUAAUUUGCAUUUAUAUUGGAUUGGUAGCAGGGAUCCAGAGCUGUUGUCUUAUAGGAAAACUGAUGGAGAACCUUUGUUGGUUGUAGUUAGUAAGGUUUGCAGCAGAACUGUUAUUGUGGUGGAGCAGAAAGUCACACAAAAAGGAGCUGUAUCGGUGGAAGUAAGCAACUUUGAAUUAAUAAGUAACACAUUAAAAAGAAUCUCGGUUACCUCAGUACCAUUACAAACUCAAGUGAGCUGCACUGCCUUAAGUGAAGAUGAAGAAAGACUACUUAUAGGGUGCAUAGAGGGGUCUCUUGCCAUUCUAGAUCGAAAUCGUGGCUCUACAAGAAUAGUCAAAGCUGCUUUUAUUGCUACUUUAGCUGCGUGGCAUCCUUUGGGGGUAGUUUUGGCUGUAGGGAAUGAAAGGGGUCACAUACAAUACUUUGAUACAGCUUUAAACUCCAUUAAAACCCAUUUAACCACUGAAGAUUCCACCCCUGGAAAUGUUUUUGAUUUAAGUGGAUAUUUUAAUACUCAGUUUAAUGUGGUGUCUAUGAACUGGGGACCUAAAGAUUUAGUUAUUUCUUUUGAACAAGGACCGCUGGCUUUGUUAACUCAUAUUGAGGGAUCUUUAACCUUUAAGUCAGUUGCCAGACUGUACAUUAGAAAUGGUAAAAUCGACCACGCUGUAAGGCUUUUAUUAAGCUGGGACUUCGGUGAAAAAGUAUUUUUUGUUCUCCAGCAAAUCACUAUGCACCUCUUAAGAUGUCCGUUAACAGAAGAGGUCGCACAAUUCCUACAAGAAGCCCUUGGCUCAUUUCAUAAUCCUCCAAUACCUUUGUCAUCUCAAAUUAGGCAUAAAUUUGGACAUCAGGUUGUGUGCAUAACUCGAAGAUUUUUCUAUCGACUUGUCAGAGCGAGCAUGUUCGAAACAGCAUUUUUAUUAGCAGUGGACGUCGGUCAUCAUGAUUUAUUUAUGGAUUUACACUACAUAGCGGUGAAAUUGGGUGAAACCGAAAUGGCUGCCGCUGCAAGAGCGCAAGCUUCCGCAUUGUUAAGUAGAUGUUCUAGUGAAGCUUCGAAUUGUUCUCGAUCUCUCUGCUCUCAGUGUUCGGGCAGCGAAACCUGCAGUAGUCCCACGAAUUAUGAGGAUAACGUGACAAGUGGUCGUCCUAGGAUCGACUUGCCUCCGGAAAAUGUUUUGGCAACGGAUUUUAUGCAAAUGCAUCCCACCACGUACAAACCAGAGGAAAAUGAGCCGGUUAAAAGUGUCGAUGUAUCGAGAAAACCAUUUCCGUUGCGCGCUACUUAUGUUAAGGCACCCCAGGUGCCUUCAGAUUUCAUAAAACAAACACAACAACCUCCUCCGGUGCCCCAGCUACCAUUCCAAAGAGCCCUGGGCGUGUCCUACAUCCAGAAAUACGUGGAAAACGUCGCAAAUCGAACCAAAACAGCCACUGCCAGCGGCUCCAUACCCGCCAACCAGGACAUGGACCACAACGUCUCCGGUUUACCCCAAUAUUCUUCGCCGUUUAACAAUUUAUUCAACGCCAAUGCCAAGCCGGGUUACAUGCCUUUAAGUACCGAAUCUCCACCUCCAUUACCACGAAUCUCGCCCUCGUCCAAACUCUCCAAAAGUUGUCAAAAUUUAAAUGGUACCGACAUCCCGCCACCGACAGCCUUUAUGAACGCCUCAGUAGAUAAUUUAAUCGACUUAGACGAUCCUAUUGCGGCGAGUAAAACGAAAAAGGCCCAAACGAAAGUAAAAUUUUCGGAUACGGUGACGGCUUUUAUUGUACCGGAGGUGAAAAGACCGGUAAAGCCGCCGCUACCGUCGCAUAUAAUGGAUCCGAGAAGAGAGUUGGCGGAAAGUUUACCCUUGUGCCAUCCGAACGAGGAUUAUUUGAAAGAUUUCGCGCCUAUUAGGAAAGAAGAUGACGGGGAGUCGCCUAGCGAACCACCCAGUGCCCCACCUAAGAUUAAAGUGGUGCAUUUUGGGGUUGUUUAAUGUGAAAAAUGUAAGGGUGAGUUUUUAGAGUGAAUACGUAUUAUUUAAUGUAAAAUUUAUUAGGCCAAAAUAUAAACAUUUUAUUUUGGACUAUA
This is a messenger RNA of Anthonomus grandis grandis, 2809 nucleotides long. RefSeq names its product WD repeat-containing and planar cell polarity effector protein fritz homolog (gene frtz). The record is from RefSeq and is a predicted model, not a curated record. NCBI's taxonomy places the organism in Eukaryota, Metazoa, Arthropoda, Insecta, Coleoptera, Curculionidae. The coding region runs from base 123 to 2714 and encodes 863 amino acids. The transcript is spliced from 9 exons. Gene Ontology annotation, molecular function: protein binding. Gene Ontology annotation, cellular component: axonemal basal plate. Gene Ontology annotation, biological process: nervous system development; cilium organization; establishment of protein localization.